Prosopis cineraria is the source of this 978-nucleotide messenger RNA. Its product is annotated as transcription repressor OFP6-like. Bases 147 to 644 code for a protein of 165 amino acids. Gene Ontology annotation, biological process: negative regulation of DNA-templated transcription. The record is from RefSeq and is a predicted model, not a curated record. NCBI's taxonomy places the organism in Eukaryota, Viridiplantae, Streptophyta, Magnoliopsida, Fabales, Fabaceae. The transcript has a single exon.
UAAAACGCUUCCGAACUUGUGAGUCUACAAAAGUUCCUCUCCAGUUCCACAAGUAUCUUAAUUCUCACUAUCUACACAUAUACCUUCAUUUCCCACAUAAUCAUCUCAGGCAAACACAAAGCCAGAGUCUCUGUAGUCAUCAGUUAAUGUCUCCAAAUAAAAGAAAGCUUUUGAGAGCUCUUUUCUCAGCAAAUGGAGGGUGUGGCAACUGCGGCACACCACAACCCUUUGACGUACACGACCCUACCCCUAAACCUAAAGUAUCCUCCCAUCCACACCCAAAUCCCACCAUCUUAGCUUCACCGUCCGUUUCCGAUGAAAGCAACGGGCCUAUCGUCUCAGUCUCAGUCGACGAAGAUGACGUGAAAUGCACUACCUCCACUGAGGAUCAGAAUAGGUCCGAGAAUUCCAUAAGCGGAAAACUGAGCGGCAGCAUCGUGGUGGAGAUGAAGUCGAAAAACCCUUACAAAGACUUCAGGGAGUCCAUGAUCCAGAUGAUAAUGGAGAGAGAUAUAUACUCUGCAAGUGAGCUUGCAGAGCUUCUCCAAUGGUUUCUUAAGCUGAAUUCCCCAUGUUACCACCAUCUCAUCCUCCAGGCUUUCUCCCACAUCUGCCAGGACGCUCAAAACUUCUCUCUCUCUUAACUCGCCUAGCUCAUCCAUGGCAUUAUUAUGUUGCUUUUGUUCAAAUCAUUUUCAUCCCUUUCCGCUUUUCUUUUCCUCUGCCGAUGCUAUGAACAAUUCAGCUUGUUUUCAGUAAAAGCAAUGGCUGAGAGAACCACCUUAUAAUAGGUAUAAAUAAAUUCUUGAUGCUUUGGGAUUAUUGUUCUUAUUCUUGACUUGUUUUGUCAAUGUGGCCAGUUUUAGGCUGAAGAUGUAUUAGGUUGCACCUCGAUUUAAUUGUGUGCAUUUAGCGUAUAAAAAUAAUUAAUAUAUAGUUUGUAAAUUUUUCUGUGUGAUGAAAGAUAACAGGAUCAUU